AGCACCGUCGGGGAUACAUCAGUUAACACGCAACUCCUGUCGGCGACUUGCACACUGCAGCUUCGAAAACACAAUGAAGGUCCUUCUUCUUCUGUGCCUUUUGGGCGUCGCCCUGGCCGCUCCCCAGCUCCGAACGCAACAACAGGAGGAUGAGGACACCCCCGAACCAUACGAAUUCACUGUGCUGGUCGCCGAUGACGAACUCGGGAACCACCAGGAGCGAGUCGAGUCGCAGGACGCCAACGGAGUCGUCCAGGGGCAGUACGCGUGGGUCGAUGCCGGCGGCGUCCGUCACGUGACCACGUACUCUGCUGACCCCGUGAAUGGCUUCGUGAGCAACACCGUGCAGGAGCAGACUGACAUCCGCGUGGUGGUGCCCCAGCCAACCCCUGGCCCUUAAACUGUUCAUCGUUCCUACAAACUUCUUUUUAUCUUCACAACUUCCCCACCCUCUCACACAGCCCACCCUGAAGUUGUUGAAUCUGAUUUCCUAGAACAAUAAUGGCAAAAAUACAAAUAAAAAACAUUAAAAACACUUGAUGUCACAGCUGUUCAGUAAUACCCGGCGUUCUUGCGUCAUCUUCAGUCAGACUGCUUAUGAACAUUACUUUUCCUCUCUCUCUCUCUCUCUCUCUCUCUCUCUCUCUCUCUCUCUCUCUCUCUCUCUCUCUCUCUCUCUCUCUCUCUCUCUCGCUCUCGCUCUCUCUCUCUCUCUCUCUUCCCCUCUCUCUCUCUCUCUCUCUCUCUCUCUCUCUCUCUCUCUCUCUCUCUCUCUCUCUCUCUCUCUCUCUCUCUCUCUCUCUCUCUCUCUCUCUCUCUCCUUUCCGAUACAACACGACAUGAGAUAACACGAAAUAUUUGUCAUUUUCUUUUCUGCGCCUUGUGGGAAAACGAAAUCGGUAGAGGAUGAUAUCUUUGGAUUAGUUUAUUUUUGUUUUUAUCAUGGCUUUUUAUUUUUAUCGGUUUAUUUUUUUUCUCUACCUUUCUCUUUGCACGAUGAAUUUAUCGAGGCCAGCAAUGGUGGAGGGAUGCAGAGGAGAGGCGUAGAUGAUAUAGUUAUCCAGAUUAUUUUCUUUAUCUCGAAAAUCAAAUACGUCCUCUUCUCUUUCUUCCUCGUCAUCUUAUUCAGUCUAAGUCAUACUUCCCGUCUUAAUUUCAUGUUCAUCUUAUCAUUAAUAUCCGAUUUAUUCAUCAUUGCAUGUUACCUAUUCUUUACUUAGCAUUUUUUUUUUUUUCAUCUCCUGACUUUUUAGGAUACGGAACAUAUACGUAUAAGCUCUGACAUGUACACAUACACACACACACACACACGAUUUCUCUCCCUUCGCAUCUCAGGGAAACUUCAAGAACUUCCCCCUUAUGCGAACGGCAGAAGUCAUUUUCUUCUUUCCUGGCGCGUCUCAUUCUUUGCAUUGUUAUUUCCUUCAAGUUGAUUGUUUAUUGCCACAAGAGAUUCCUGUUCGUGUUGAAAGCUUUUUGGCAAAAAUCAUGCAUGUCGGCGGACUCUGUCUGCAUCUCCUGCCCGGCUUUGUGCGCGUGUGGGCGAGUACAAAUAAAUAUUGGCUGCUUC
Messenger RNA from Penaeus chinensis, 1570 nucleotides. RefSeq names its product pupal cuticle protein Edg-84A-like. Gene Ontology annotation, cellular component: chitin-based extracellular matrix. The record is from RefSeq and is a predicted model, not a curated record. Gene Ontology annotation, molecular function: structural constituent of chitin-based larval cuticle. Lineage: Eukaryota; Metazoa; Arthropoda; Malacostraca; Decapoda; Penaeidae. The transcript is spliced from 4 exons. The coding region runs from base 74 to 400 and encodes 108 amino acids.